Messenger RNA from Rhodamnia argentea, 870 nucleotides. Its product is annotated as zinc finger protein 10-like. The coding region runs from base 1 to 870 and encodes 289 amino acids. The record is from RefSeq and is a predicted model, not a curated record. NCBI's taxonomy places the organism in Eukaryota, Viridiplantae, Streptophyta, Magnoliopsida, Myrtales, Myrtaceae. The transcript has a single exon.
AUGUCGACGACGGGGAUUCAUCGACUUCUGAAGUCGCACUAUGGGCAGGUAAUGGCGCCGGUUGGCAGCGACUCGUGGGAGGAGAAGGCAUUUGCAGAGGAUUUCGGGUGCGUGUGGCCACCGAGGUCUUACUCGUGCAGCUUCUGCAAUAGGGAGUUCAGGUCUGCUCAAGCUUUAGGGGGCCACAUGAAUGUGCACCGGAGAGAUAGGGCGAGGCUCAAACAGUCAGCUCUCCGCAAUCAAAGCGAUGAAAUCCCGAGCCAGAAUUCGAACGCGGGUCUUCCUUGUACCCUUCUUCCCUAUCAGCUCCAAUCCGAUGUUUCAUGUUUGGAUCAGGAAAAUGACCUCAAUUCAAAGCCUAGCAACUAUUUCACACAGUCCCUUUCAUCUAGGGUUUUAAGGUUAUCAUCAUCGGAUAAAAAGCUAACUCGUACUGAAGAGUUGGCCUACUCUCCUUAUUAUUCUGUCUUUGUCAAGGAAGGGCGAAAGCCUUUUGGCAACGGCUCUUUACUCAAUCCGGCAACUGUGAAGGUCCGCUGUUCAUCAGACAAAAAUUGGCUCGAGGUGCAAAAAAGUUUAAGGGGGGACAAGCACGAGUGUUUAGAUGGUUCAUCCAGUGUGACCGAUUUAUCUGUGGGGUUGAGUUCUAACUUAGGCCGCCGUCCACCAGCGACUGGUUCUUGCAGCGAUGAAGCGAUCAAUAUCAAAAGGCCGAAAACAACGGAGUCAUCUUGGCUGACUGUGCCUGAUCCGUGUUCAUCUACUGGUGGCUAUACUCUGAAAUCAGAUGUGCAAAUUGGGCUCAAGAUCAGCUCCAUGGAGGAAUUGGACCUUGAGCUCAGACUUGGUGAUCCUCCAAAGGUGAAAUAG